Messenger RNA from Pristis pectinata (smalltooth sawfish), 3227 nucleotides. RefSeq names its product aminomethyltransferase (gene amt). Gene Ontology annotation, molecular function: aminomethyltransferase activity; protein binding. The coding region runs from base 375 to 1565 and encodes 396 amino acids. The transcript is spliced from 9 exons. Gene Ontology annotation, biological process: glycine catabolic process. Gene Ontology annotation, cellular component: mitochondrion. NCBI's taxonomy places the organism in Eukaryota, Metazoa, Chordata, Chondrichthyes, Rhinopristiformes, Pristidae. The record is from RefSeq and is a predicted model, not a curated record.
AAGACCCUGCAUCAGGAUUAUUCUUUUUCUCUGUCUACAGAUGCUGUCUCGCCUGCUGAGAGCUUCCAGCAUUUUUUAUUUCAGAUUUCCUGCAUCUGUCCGUAGAUGAGGUUGAGUGACCUGUUCAUUGAAACUACUUUCCAGUUCACUCAGAAGUCCAAUAAAUGCAAGAUUCGUGUUGAGAUGAGUUUGUUCGAAAUGCUUAGUGGGAGUUGUAGUUACAUUAUUGGAUUGGUGAGCAGAAUCCCGAAGGGCGUGACUACAAUUCCCAGAUGACUCGUCAACUGAGUGAACGCAUGCUCAAUUCGCAGGAGACCCGAGAGGGGAGAGAGAGAGUGCUGUGUUAAAUUGUACUGGGUCUCGGAGUAGGGGAUAUGCUGGGAGUCAGAGCUCAACUGGCGUUCGCAGUCCGUCUGCAUCGCAGCUACAGCCGUGGCGGAACGGAAUCUCUCAAGAAGACAGCAUUGUAUGAAUUCCAUCGAAAUGAAGGGGGCCGGAUGGUGGAUUUUGCAGGCUGGAAUAUGCCCGUGCAAUACAAGGACAGUCACAUCAGCUCGCACUUGCAUACCCGCCAGCACUGCUCGUUAUUUGAUGUUUCUCAUAUGCUGCAGAGCAAGGUGACUGGGAAGGAUCGAGUGAAGUUCAUGGAGAGCUUGAUAGUUGGGGACAUUGCUGAGCUCAAGGACAACCAGGGCACCCUGUCACUCUUCACCAAUGACAAAGGUGGAAUAAUGGAUGAUCUGAUAGUGACCCGGACAUCAGAUGGAUACCUAUACAUCGUCUCGAAUGCUGGCUGUGCUGACAAGGACUCUGCCCACAUGAAGGAGCAACUAGCCAAGUUCAAAGCUGCGGGGAAUGAUGCUGACCUAGAGUUUCUGGAGGCAGGAUUGAUUGCGCUGCAAGGUCCAUCUGCAGCAAGCGUAUUACAGGAGGGUGUGUCCGAUGACCUCAACAAGCUGCCCUUCAUGUGGAGUGCAAUGAUGACUGUGUUUGGGGUCAAAGGCUGCAGAGUGACCCGUUGUGGCUACACUGGUGAGGAUGGGUUUGAGAUCUCAGUACCAAUUGAACACACUGUUGAGCUGGCAGAGUCGCUGUUGAAGAACAAUGAAGUCAAACUGGCUGGCCUUGGGGCAAGGGACAGCUUGCGCCUGGAGGCUGGCCUUUGUCUUUACGGAAACGACAUUGAUGAGACCACCACUCCAGUGGAAGCAAGCCUUUUGUGGACCAUAGGAAAACGCCGGAGAGCAGCAGCCGACUUCCCCGGAGCUGCGAUUGUCCUGAGGCAGAUCAAAGAGAAAACGAGGCGGAAACGAGUGGGUCUGACGUCAACCGGGCCCCCGGUCAGGCAACACACACCUAUUUUAAACCUCGAUGGAAAAGUCAUCGGGGAGGUGACGAGUGGCUGCCCCUCCCCGUGUCUGAAGCAGAACAUUGCCAUGGGAUACGUGGACACAGAGUACAGCAAGCUGGGCACGCCAAUAAAAGUGGAAGUUAGGAAGAAGAUUGUGGAUGCAGUUGUUGCCAAGAUGCCUUUUGUACCCACUAAGUACUAUACUGUGAAGUGACUCCUUCAUCGAAUGUGUGAGAUGGCCAGGAUUAAGUUCAUACUUUUAUAUGAUAGUAGGUGAUAGUUUGAUAUUGUCUGUCUUCUGGUUUACAAAUUCUGACUGUCACACCCUGACAGACCUGCUCUAUCCUCCUGGAUAGAAUCAUAGAAAAUUUACAACAGGAAAGGAAGCCAUUUAGUCCAUUGUGUCUGUGCCAAGAGAAAACACCAAUCCAAAUGAAUCCCAGCUCCCAGCCCUGCAGGUCAUGGCUCCAAGUACAAUGAGGCCUUCUGCCUCCAUCACCUUUUCAGCACCACCAGUUCUUUCCUUUCGAUAGGGUGGGGGAGUUGCCUGCCUUUAGUCAAGCUCUUGAUAAUUAACCUUUGAACUAAUCUUUGAUAUGCAAUUGUAAAUGAACAUACAAUGUUAAUUAGAUGCCAGCUACCUAAAGAAAGCUGUUGAUGCUGCAGAAUAGUUUCUGCAAUAUUUGAAUAAUGAUAUGAAUACUAAUUUAAUAAUAAUGUAUGAACCUGUGAGAUGGUAACUUCGUCUGCAGCCAGUUCAGUGAUUUUUUUAAAAAUAAAUAUAGUGCCUUAUUUACAGGCAGCAUUUGGUAAUAUUCAAACUUCUGUACAAAAAUGUUAAUGUUGAUUUUUUGUAUGUCUUUUCAAUGUAUUUGUAGAAUAAUAAAAUAAGUAACCAGCAUUGAGGAAUGCAAUGGAGUUAAACAUGAAGGGAGCCAGCUUGUCCAGUAACAGCCUGUAGUCAUGUCUCCUACUCUACCUCAAUCUUGCCCAGACACUUCAAACUACUUGCUUUGCUUGGCCUCGUUCAUCUAGAUUCAUUUUCUUUUCUUGACCUCCUUUUAAACUGAAUAAUUUUUAAACCCAAGCUUAGCAUCACAUGGCAUGUGUUCCUGAAAUCUGGUUCUUUUGAUUGUGCAAUUUGGUCCUGUUUGGGAAAAAAAACUGUUCUGUGAAGGGCAACUGAUCCACUCUAAUGAAAUGCUAAUAUUGUUAAAUGCUGUUUGAUGUUUUUAUGUACUAACCUCUUCUAAUAGAAGAGCUGCUUUUUUUAUUUUUGGUUUGAGUCUGAUCAUCUGUUCAAAAAUAAGAACUUAAAGAAGAAUUAGUUCCUCCUAGCGCGCUCUACGUUCCAUUCUGUUGUUUACCUCUACCUUUUCUGACAAAUUCCUUUCUUUCUUCUUUUUCCUUGGUGGAGAAAUGUAUCAAUGUUUUACCUUGAGUAUAUUUAAUGACCAUUGCAUCUGCCGCCCUCAGCAGUAAAAAAAAUUCAAAGAAAUCACUCUUUUGGUUCCAAGUGGCCAUCCUUCAACCUUAGACUUUGCCACAGUAAACUCUACCCAAGCAUGUUUAAUUGCCCUUUUAUCACACCCUUAGUAAUAAAUUUCAGCAUUUUUGUGAAGAAUUCCUAAUUUCAAGAUGUCUGUGAUUUAUCAUCUGCAUUGCUAUCAUUGGAAGCACUGAAAUGAAGAACCACAAAGGUAAUCUGUGGCUCAGUGGUGACACUUUGAUAGGUUAUGAGUUCAUGAAUGAUGCCAUAGACUAAGAGCACCAGGUCAGCUCUGUGUGAUUACCUGAAGAAGGUUGGGCCAAUGCUCUUUUUGUCCUGGUAUUUUGGGCAAAACUCCUUCUUGCCCAGUAAUAACAAAAAAAGAAA